Messenger RNA from Cynoglossus semilaevis (tongue sole), 1578 nucleotides. It is a transcript of the gene slc25a19, whose product is annotated as solute carrier family 25 member 19. Gene Ontology annotation, biological process: transmembrane transport. The transcript is spliced from 7 exons. The record is from RefSeq and is a predicted model, not a curated record. Bases 174 to 1160 code for a protein of 328 amino acids. NCBI's taxonomy places the organism in Eukaryota, Metazoa, Chordata, Actinopteri, Pleuronectiformes, Cynoglossidae.
GCCUAGUCUACUAGCCCGACCCGGAAGUAAAACCCAUAGUGCACGCAUUUGAGCUGAAAUGUCUUUUAUUUGACACGUUCUAGUUCAGUUGUCGAAAUUGAUCGCCGGGAUAGAGUUUUAUUCAUGACGGAUAUAUGUUCUAAGUGUUGACAGAAUCCUGAGGUGGUGGGAACAUGGUGGGCUAUGACCCUGGCUCUCAGGGUGCAGCUCUAUCUCCAGAGGAAGCGGCUCUGGCUGGGUCAGCCGCUGGGAUGGUCACCCGAGCCCUUAUCAGCCCAUUCGAUGUCCUUAAAAUUAGAUUUCAGUUGCAGAUUGAAAAAGUUUCUUUCUUUAGGAAGGAGGGGAAGUACUGGGGAUUAUUUCAAGCCUCCCGCUGCAUUCACUCAGAGGAGGGUCUCUCUGCUUUCUGGAAGGGCCAUGUCCCUGCUCAGCUGCUCUCUAUUACCUUUGGUGCUGUCCAGUUUGCCAGUUUUGAGUUUCUGACAGAGGCGGUGCACAAAUCCACUCCAUAUGACAGCCAAACAGCAGGAGUUCAUUUCGUAUGUGGCGGUUUGGCAGCCUGCUCUGCCACAGUGGUGUGCCAACCUCUGGACACGCUGAGGACACGCUUCGCAGCUCAGGGAGAACCCAAGCUAUACAGGAACUUUGGACACGCUGUGUCUUCGAUGCUGUCCUCAGAGGGAGUCUUGGCUUUUUACCGUGGCCUGUCUCCAACACUCCUGGCUGUUUUCCCUUAUGCUGGGAUGCAGUUCUUUUUUUAUAAUGUCUUUAAAAAUCUGUUGGCAACACCACCUAAAUCUGGAAACUCUGGAGGAAACCUGAGAAGCCUGGUGUGUGGAAGUGCAGCUGGAAUGAUCAGCAAAACAAUCACUUAUCCCUUUGACCUCUUCAAGAAGAGACUGCAGGUGGGAGGAUUCGAAGCAGCUCGAGUUCACUUUGGACAGGUGCGCAGUUACAGUGGCCUGGUGGACUGUGCCGUUCAGAUAGCCAAAGAAGAGGGCGUGCGAGGCUUCUUUAAAGGCCUCUAUCCCAGCCUGGUGAAGGCUGCACUGUCAACAGGUUUCACCUUCUUUUGGUAUGAGUUUUUUCUCAACGCCAUGGAAAACAGGAAAGAGAGUGGGAACACUAAGUCUGUCAUGAAAACCACAGAGGAAAGAUAAUGAAGUAUAUGUUCAACAUAAUCACGCACAUCAGAAGAACAUACACUGCUGUUUGGAUGCACUGAAGAACUGCUGUUUAAUGUUUGAUUGACUUUAUUCACAGGGAAAAGGGAGAAAAUUAUAUUUUACUUAUUUUUACUUUGUGCCUCAUACACGCACUGUUUGUUUGAACUGAAUGGAUUUUAAUAUUUAUUUGUGGUUUUUAAGGUUUAAGGCUCACAAUGCUGGUUUUUCAUUAAACAUGUGGAAGUCGGUAUUUUGUUUUGGUUUUAUGUAAGGGAACAUACAAAUAUCAUGCUUGGUAUGCAUUUUAUCUCAAAUGCACUGUUAUAGUAUAUUUACCUGUUAUACAGAUUAUUGUGUGUUAAUGCAACUUUGAUGUCUUAUUUUUGUAAAUAAAUAUAAAACAAUUUACAAA